Molecule: messenger RNA, 1120 nt
Organism: Cantharellus anzutake
Lineage: Eukaryota; Fungi; Basidiomycota; Agaricomycetes; Cantharellales; Hydnaceae
Product: ATP synthase F1 gamma
Exons: 10
Coding region: 6-875 (289 amino acids)
Biological process (GO): proton motive force-driven ATP synthesis
Molecular function (GO): proton-transporting ATP synthase activity, rotational mechanism
Source: RefSeq, a predicted model, not a curated record
ACAAAAUGCUUACAGGUGCAGCACGCUCCGCCGCUUCUCGCGUAGUUCUGCGCCCAACUCUCCAGACGCGGAACAUGGCAACACUCCGUGAGAUCGAACUUCGUUUAAAGUCCGUUAGAAAUAUCGAGAAGAUCACCAAGUCUAUGAAAAUGAUUGCCUCAACAAAGCUUGCAAAAGCACAACGCGCAAUGGCUAAUGCCAAGAAUUAUGGGUUGGCUAGCAACGAAGUGUUCAAGAAUGUGGAUGCUCCUGGAGGAGACAGAAAGCUUUUUGUUGUCAUUUCAUCAGACCGUGGCCUUUGUGGUGGAAUCCAUUCAUCUGUUACCAAAGCCACCCGAAGGCUCCUUGAUGAGGGCAAUGAGGAUGCUAGGAUAGUUGUCCUAGGAGACAAGAGCAAAAGCCAACUCACACGGCUCUUGCCAAACAACCUGCUUCUCACGUUCAACCAAGUUGGGAAAGAUGUUCCUACAUUUGCGGACGCCUGUGUCGUCGCGAACUUCAUCACCAAGAGUAACGCGGAAUUUGAUUCUGUGCACAUUGUAUACAAUGAAUUUGUCUCCGCUAUCAGCUAUCAGGCGGCUGCCAUGAAAGUAGUGAACCAGACUGCUCUACAGGAGGCUCCCAAUUUCAAACAAUAUGAGAUGGAAGAUGAUGUAACCGAAGACCUUACUGAAUUCUCGAUCGCAAAUGCAGUGUACGCGGCACUCGUUGAAGGGCAUGCGGCCGAGAUCAGCUCAAGACGCAAUGCGAUGGAUAAUGCAUCUAAGAAUGCUGGGGAGAUGAUCACUUCGCUGCAAAUGAAGUAUAAUCGUGGACGUCAGGCAGCCAUUACGAACGAAUUGGUUGAUAUCAUCACUGGUGCUAGCGCUCUUUAAUGCAAGGGUUCCCAAAACUUUAGAUGAUUGGUAUUAAUCUUGACUACAAUCCUACAUAAAAAUGUAGAAGGAUGGUCAUGCUUGUGAUCCUGCGAAACUUUGAGUGCAGCUUGACAGACUUCGGGCAUUGAUUGCACAUCCCCUUGCCCUGACGAGUUAGUCACCACAUCCCGUAGAUGGGAGGUAACAUCACCACAACUGCACGAAACCUCCAAACUAUGUGUGACAUUAAGAUUGUUGGGACG